Molecule: messenger RNA, 696 nt
Organism: Echinostoma caproni
Lineage: Eukaryota; Metazoa; Platyhelminthes; Trematoda; Plagiorchiida; Echinostomatidae
Source: the annotation of a GenBank genome assembly
AUGUCACCUACAAGAUUAAUAAAUUGUCAAAGUUUAGAGCAACUAAAUCUUGCAAACAACAACCUAACUACUGUGGCUCUGUUGGGUCUAAGACCGGACCGGUUGACGUAUGAAUCGAUUGAGGUUUUGGAUCAUCUAACCAAUGCAUCGCUCGACAAACAGGAACAUCUUAUUCGUCGAGCUCAUCCAGUCUUGCUUGGUCUUCGAAGCCUUCGUUCUCUGAUACUUUCUGGCAAUCCUAGAAUAUUCGCGUCGAUAAAUUUGACGUUGGACGGCAAGCAUUGGGUUCGUGCGCGGCAACGAAAUGAAAACACGGAAUUGUUACAUUCCAUCCCCGAUUCCGAUCAUCUCACUCGGCAAGGCAUCUUUCCAUUGACUUUGAAUGAGUUACAUCUCGCAUACUGUUCCAUCACUCAAAUGGCCGGACUGACUACGCUGCCCGUUUUGCAUACCAUAAACCUGGCUCAUAAUCACAUUGUCGAUAUGGCCAGUUUGAGCAUGCUCCGGUUCAGUUCAAUGCUUCGGACAUUGAAUCUGAUGGAAAACCCGAUCACGGAACAGAACAAUUAUCGAUCUCAUCUAAUCUGUUUGUUUCCUCAUCUGACGACCCUGGAUGAACGUCCAGUGGAUGUGAAGGAAAAAGUGGGUGAUUUGGCACACAGUUUUCCGCUUUUCUCAUGGAUCCGUCAAAAGUGA